CCAUCCACCUCGUCCUCCCCACGUUCAGCAUUGCCAUGUGUGAGGUAAUUUUAACCCAAUAUCAUGAAAAGGGUUGAGCAUGCUGCUGGUAUCUGAGAGAGAGGCUUGUUGAUAACUUGAGAGACAUUUCGUUGAAUAUUCAAGUAAGACUUCAGCCGUGUUGACUAAAUUCCUUCAACUUCAAAAGGCUCGUCGUCAUCUUAGAUACUUACACGGCCUUAACCCCACCAUCUACUUCUGUUAUCAACUACGACGCAAAAGACCAAAAACAUCUUCGCCGCCUCCAUUAUUCGUCCAUUACAUCGUGUAAAGCCAUGGAGAACCAAGACCAAGGGCCGUGGGAGGUCUUCGAGGGCCCCUGCUACGUUGCCCUCACCUACGAUCUCCUCGACGCCUCAGCCAUCAUGAACCGAGUCCGCUCACCACAAGCCGGCGCCAUCGUCCUCUUCUCCGGCACAACACGCGACACAUUCGGCGACAAGCCCGUCAAAGAAUUACAAUACAGCGCCUAUACACCACUCGCCCUCCGCACAAUGAUGUCCAUCGCCAAGGUUAUCCUCGAGAAGCACGGCUUAAAGGGCGUCGCCAUGAUCCACCGCCUGGGAACGGUUCCCAUCGGCGAAGAGAGCAUCUUGAUCGCGGUAUCGUCACCGCAUAGGCAGGCGGCAUGGAGGGCUGGCGAGGAGGCUCUAGAGGAGUGUAAGGCCAAGGUUGAGGUGUGGAAGCGGGAGGAGUUCCAUGGCGAAGAGGGCGUGUGGAGGGCGAAUCGAGACGGGAUUGCUGGGCAGAAGGAGGCUGUUGGGGAUCAGAGUCAUCCAGAAAGCUCUAAUUCAACUGAAAAAUGAAGUCUUAGAAAUUUUAGCAUCAUUUCUUUCAAAAUAGGCAUCGCCUUUGGACAGGUUGCAGGCUGCCAGUAUCCGAAUUGGGGAGUUGGUCAUUGCACGAAAUGAGCUGCUCGCAACUCCAUAUGUGACACCUGCUGGAAAGCUGUGCCACUCGG
Molecule: messenger RNA, 1000 nt
Organism: Colletotrichum phormii
Lineage: Eukaryota; Fungi; Ascomycota; Sordariomycetes; Glomerellales; Glomerellaceae
Product: Molybdopterin biosynthesis MoaE
Exons: 1
Coding region: 315-845 (176 amino acids)
Biological process (GO): Mo-molybdopterin cofactor biosynthetic process
Cellular component (GO): cytosol
Molecular function (GO): molybdopterin synthase activity
Source: RefSeq, a predicted model, not a curated record